CUAUUAUCUAGUGCAAGAAGUUCUAGACUUCUAUGGACAUGUGUUCUCUUUGUUUUCUAAGACAGGGUAUAAACAAUGACAAGUAUCUGAAGAGACCUUUGUCAGUUGAAGGAUUUGGUUCUACUGUGCUUGUUGUGUUAAGUUGGAAUUGAUUCGAAAAAAGUUAGGAUGUCUGGCCUGCAUUUGGGAAUUAGAGUCAAUCUCAAUGAAUUUCAAAGAAUUCAUGUAGAAGAUGUUGAUUUCGAUUCGAAAAUUGACACUUUCAAGAAUUAUGUUUCUGAGAAAACUAAUGUCCACAGAGAUAGCCUUGAACUAGUUUAUUGUGGAAACAUUUUGGAGGAUGAUUCGACACUUACAGCUUGUGGGCUUAAACCAGGAGUUAUGUUGCAUGUUUUGAAGAAAAAGCCUAAAGAAAUACCAAUUCCAUCUCAGCCAAUGUCAGAGCAGGAUAUAAAAGCUUUAGUUAUUGCAUUUAGAACUUUAACUCUGAAUCCAUCACACCGACAUUCAUUACAGAAAUUAAGCAGACCUGAUAUCCUUGAAAAUAUUAUCUCGAUAACUCCUGGUUUAAGCCAAGAUCCAGUGGCCAUUUCAUUAAUUCAGGAUCCUGAACUUAUUGUACGGUUGUCAGCAAACUUUGAUACAGUACGAAGGAUUGUGGAAUUACAUCCAGCACUUGCUGAAGCUGCAAAUCACAUCGCUGCUACUGUCCAUGAAGAAGCUAUCCAUUCUCAAAUUCCUGGUCCUAGCACUUCAACUGGAUAUAACAUUUUAGAUUUACUUAGUGAUGAUGAAGAAAUGGAGUCCUCUCAGUCAUCUGAUUCAGUGCAACCUGGUGUGUCUCGACAGCCCUCGUUCUCUGCAAUUACCCCUGCUCAGCUGGCGGCUGCACUUGCAUCGGCAUCUCAAGGUGGAGCUGGAGCAGGAAGUGGCAGUAGAACAACAGAUACAAGUGGAAGUACCAUAACACCUGAAAUGGUGAGCGAGGCAAUGCAGCGUGCGAUGGCCAGUGUAGCACCUACCUCAUCUUCUUUUUCUUCUUCCUCACUACAGGAGGGGAGAAGCAACUUGAGUCAUGCAAACUUAAGGGAACAAAUGCGUCAGAUGCGUGAGUUAGGUCUGACAGACGAUGCGGUGAAUUUGCAGGCUCUGCAGUUGGCUGGAGGAAAUGUCCACGCAGCUGUAGAUUUAGUGUUUUCAGGUGCAAUAACUGCUGAUCAAACUUUGUAAAGAUAUUAUAUUGAUUAGAUGACUUUUUGUGUUAAAUAAAUUUUUGUGAUAAUCUUU
Nezara viridula (southern green stink bug) is the source of this 1287-nucleotide messenger RNA. The record is from the annotation of a GenBank genome assembly. NCBI's taxonomy places the organism in Eukaryota, Metazoa, Arthropoda, Insecta, Hemiptera, Pentatomidae.